Molecule: messenger RNA, 1194 nt
Organism: Rhinopithecus roxellana (golden snub-nosed monkey)
Lineage: Eukaryota; Metazoa; Chordata; Mammalia; Primates; Cercopithecidae
Gene: CENATAC
Product: coiled-coil domain containing 84
Exons: 11
Coding region: 61-1053 (330 amino acids)
Source: RefSeq, a predicted model, not a curated record
AGGGGCUGCCGGAUGGCGUAGGAUUAGCAGCUGGUGGUGGUGAUACCGGGUCCCCCACCUAUGGCGCCGGCGCAGCGCUGCCCUCUGUGCCGCCAGACCUUCUUCUGUGGUCGCGGGCACGUCUACAGCCGCAAGCACCAGCGGCAGCUGAAGGAGGCUUUGGAGAGGCUCCUGCCCCAGGUGGAGGCGGCCCGCAAGGCCAUCCGCGCUGCUCAGGUGGAGCGCUAUGUGCCGGAACACGAGCGAUGCUGCUGGUGCGUGUGCUGCGGCUGUGAGGUGCGCGAACACCUGAGCCAUGGAAACCUGACGGUGCUGUACGGGGGGCUGCUGGAGCAUCUGGCCAGCCCUGAGCACAAGAAAGCAACCAACAAAUUCUGGUGGGAGAACAAAGCUGAGGUCCAAAUGAAAGAGAAGUUUCUGGUCACUCCCCAGGAUUAUGUACGAUUCAAGAAAUCCAUGGUGAAAGGUUUGGAUUCCUACGAAGAAAAGGAGGAUGAGGUGAUCAAGGAGAUGGCAGCUCAGAUCCGCGAGGUGGAGCAGAGCCGGCAGGAGGUGGUUCGGUCUGUCUUAGAGCCUCAGGCAGUGCCAGACCCAGAAGAGGGCUCUUCAGCACCUAGAAGCUGGAAAGGGAUGAACAGCCAAGUAGCUUCCAGCUCACAGCAGCCCUCAAACUUGGACCUGCCAGCAGCUCCAGAGCUUGACUGGAUGGAGAUAGGACCAUCUCUGACAUUCAUUGGCCAUCAGGAUAUACCAGGAGUUGGUAACAUCCACUCAGGUGCCACACCUCCCUGGAUGAUCCAAGAUGAAUACAUCGGUGGGAACCAAGAAAUAGGACCAUCCUAUGAAGAAUUUCUUAAAGAAAAGGAAAAACAAAAGUUGAAAAAACUCCCCCCAGACCGAGUUGGGGCCAACUUUGAUCACAGCUCCAGGACCAGUGCAGGCUGGCUGCCCUCUUUUGGCCGCGUCUGGAAUAAUGGACGCCGCUGGCAGUCCAGACAUCAAUUCAAAACUGAAGCUGCAGCAAUGAAGCAGUCACAUACAGAAAAAAGCUAAUCAAGCUCUACCAACUACCAUGAGGCUAAAAGCAAAGUCAACAAACCCCUACUUUCCACCGAAUUCUUUAUCAUUGUCUUUCUUAGGAAACGGACAUACUCAUUUCAUUUGAUUUCAUCAAGUUUUAUUUUUCCAAAUGUA